Durusdinium trenchii is the source of this 600-nucleotide messenger RNA. NCBI's taxonomy places the organism in Eukaryota, Dinophyceae, Suessiales, Symbiodiniaceae. The record is from the annotation of a GenBank genome assembly.
AUGUUGCAGAGGGAAACGUGGGAUGGCAAAAUUCAGGUGCAGACGAUACCCUUCGAAGAUCUCAUGGAGGGGCUACAGCGACGUGGCUGGGAGCAUGCGGCACGCAGCGCAGAGGUUUGGGAGCACUUCUUGGACGAGUAUCGAUUCCACCGCAUGGAACGAGAGGGUCUUCUCCACGAGAUCGAGGAGUGUCGCAAGCAGCUCAAGGAGUCCGAGCGAAGGGAUCAAGAGUUGAAAGCGAAAGAAAGAAAGCUGGAAAAAGAAGAUCAGAAAUUGCGAGAGGAGUGGAAAAGAUGGAUGGAUGAGAAAAAGAGUACCCGAAGACAAAUGGACGACAUGUCCCGCGAACUCCGAGAGCUUCAGGAUGAGAACACCGAAUUGAAGGUGAAGCUGCGCCGCGCCGGCAUUGAAGAAGAUUCUCCACCCAUCUCCCCCAUAAUGCCCACGGCAUCUCCGCUGGUGACCCUGCCACAGCGGCCACCGGACAGUGAUCUUGGGAGGCGACCUCACCAAGACCUUGGGGACUGGUGCGACAGCUUCCACAGCUCGUUGAACUCAUAUGCGCCCGAGUUUGUGCCGCAUAUGUUCCAAAGCCAAUGA